ACUAGCGUUUCAAGCAGACCAACUUGUAUUCACUCACAAUGGCGAGAUAGUUGGCGAGACUGAGGAUGUUGCUGCGCUCCGUUACACAUCACACCUUUCAUUUCCCGUGACUGAUCAUCGAUUCAUGCUUGAAAGGGACGGAGAUAACUUCACGAUUCCGAUCAUGGCCAAUGUGGAGCGGAUAGAUGGUGAUUAGAUCGCAGUGGGUGGUGAUAUAUGGGAACUGAAGUGCUGCAACGUAUACAGCGGCAGUAAACAGUGAUCAGUGACCAUGCUUGGACCUAAAGCCAGUAUUGUGACCGGGAUUGCUGCAGCAGGUGGCGUUUAAAAAAAGAAGACAUAAAUAAAAAUACUUGACCCAUUUAUUCUGGGUCUAGAGGUGUGAAUAUGGCAGGCAGGAGUCGGAGAUCAUGGUUCAGUGUGCUGCUAGGUCUGGUGGUCGGGUUCACCCUGGCAUCCAGGCUGAUUCUGCCACGGGCCACCGAGCUGAAAAAAGCGGGUCAGAAGCGGCGGGCGAACGGUGGCUGCGGUGGUGGAGGGAUUAUGACGACGAGGAAGGAGUAUGGAGGGCUGCUGAUGCACAGUACGGAGAAGCCCACGGUGCCUCAUUCCAGCAGUUUCCUGUUUGUGGGUGUCAUGACCGCACAGAAGUACCUGAAUAACCGCGCAGUGGCCGCUUAUAGGACCUGGGCCAAGACCAUUCCUGGCAGAGUGGAGUUUUUCUCCAGCGAGGGUUCCGACAUGUCAAUCCCCAUCCCCAUUGUGGCUCUGCAAAAUGUGGAUGACACUUACCCUCCACAAAAGAAGUCCUUCAUGAUGCUCAAGUACAUGCACGACCACUACCUGGACCAGUUUGAGUGGUUUAUGCGAGCUGACGAUGAUGUGUACAUCAAAAGUGAAAAGCUGGAAAGCUUUCUUAGGAGUCUAAACAGCAGUGAGGCCAUCUUCCUUGGCCAGACGGGUAUGGGUGCCCGCGAUGAACUGGGCAAAUUGGCCUUGGAACCUGGAGAAAACUUUUGCAUGGGUGGCCCAGGUGUGAUCAUGAGCCGGGAGGUACUGCGCAGGAUGGUGCCCCACAUCCGUCAGUGCCUGCAGGAGAUGUACACCACCCAUGAGGAUGUGGAAGUGGGCCGCUGUGUGCGCCGUUUUGCCGGUGUACAGUGUGUCUGGUCCUAUGAGAUGCAGCAACUGUUUUAUGAGAACUAUGAGCCAAACAAGAAGGGCUACAUCCGUGACCUCCACAACAGCAAGAUACAUAGGGCCAUAACUCUUCAUCCCAACAAGAACCCACCGUACCAGUAUCGACUGCAUAGCUACAUAUUGAGCCGCAAGAUUGCAGAACUGCGCCAUCGCACCAUUCAGCUUCAUCGUGAGAUCGUGCAGAUGAGUCGUUACAGCAAUACCGAGGUCCACAAGGAAGACCUUCAGCUGGGAAUGCCUCCUUCUUUCAUGCGCUUUCAUCCCUACCAACGAGAGGAGGUCUUGGAGUGGGAGUUCCUUACAGGGAAGUAUAUUUUCUCAUCCUCGGACAGACAACCUCCACGCCGUGGCAUUGACUCCUCCCAGAAGAUGGCGCUGGACGACAUCAUUAUGCAGGUCAUGGAAAUGAUUAACGCCAAUGCCAAGACGCGUGGUAGAGUCAUUGACUUCAAAGAGAUCCAGUAUGGAUACCGGAGGCUCAACCCCAUGUAUGGGGCAGAAUAUGUACUUGAUCUGCUGCUACUUUAUAAAAAGCACAAGGGGAAGACCAUGACCGUGCCUGUUAGGAGGCAUGCUUAUCUUCAGCAGACCUUCAGCAAGAUUCACUUCCUGGAAGAGGACGAGAUGGAUGCUCGAGUGCUGGCUGCCAGGAUCAACCAGGACUCAGACUCGCUCUCCUUCCUAUCUAACUCUCUCAAGAUGCUCGUUCCAUUCAAGCUGAGUGGCCCAGGCAUAGAACUGCAUGAACCUAAAGAGAAGAAGAUCAACAUGCUUGUGCCGCUGGCGGGACGCUAUGAGAUCUUCAUGCGCUUCAUGGCAAACUUUGAGAAGAUCUGCCUCAUCCCCAACCAGAACAUAAAGCUGCUGAUUCUGCUCUUUAGCACUGACAAUAACACAGAACGUAUUAAGCAGAUCGAGCUGAUGAGGGAGUAUCAUAUGAAGUAUCCAAAAGCCGAUAUGGAGAUCAAGCCAGUUUCUGGCCCAUUCUCCCGUGCUCUGGCCCUGGAGGUCGGAUCAGCCCACUUCACCAAUGAUUCCUUACUCUUCUACUGUGAUGUGGACUUACUGUUUACUCCUGAAUUCUUGACGAGAUGUCGUGGAAAUACCAUACUUGGCGAACAGACAUACUUUCCCAUCAUCUUCAGCCAGUAUGACCCAAAGGUUGUCUACGCGGGCAAGGUGGCUAGUGAGAACCACUACAUGUUCACUUCGAAAACAGGCUUGUGGAGGCACUACGGUUUUGGUAUCGUCUGUGUAUACAAAAGAGAUUUAAUCAAAGCAGGUGGCUUUGACAUCACCAUCCAAGGAUGGGGAUUGGAAGACGUGGACCUCUUCAAUAAAUUUGUCCAGUCUGGGAUUAAGCUAUUCCGUAGCACGGACACUGGUAUUGUGCAUGUUCAUCAUCCCGUCAUCUGCGACCCCAACCUAGAUCCCAAACAGUAUAAAAUGUGCCUGGGUUCCAAAGCGUCCUCACAUGGCUCAACGCAGCAACUGGCGGAGCUGUGGUUGGAGAAGAAUGACCACUCUCAAACUCCAAAAAUGAAUCAGUGAGGACAGAAUAGACCUAGCAAGUACAGACCCGUCCGUCUUCCUCUUCGUGGUGUUUUUUUUUAACUACCUUAUUGAUUUUUUUUUUUUUUUUUUUUUACAGAAAAGACUUCUGUGGAUAUAUUUUAAAAAUAACUUGUUUUGUAAAUUUUACAGGAGCAGAGCAAAACCUGAAUAUUCAGUCUCAAUCUUUAACAUUGUUGCAAACAAAGGAACAUUGAAGUAAAGCAUCUCAUCGAAGCUUUUGAGCUCAAUUUUCCAAAUCAUAUACUGAGCAUUAUAUUUAUGGAAACUCUUGUAAGGACUGCUGUGGACCUUGCCUAUCUGAGUAUCAAUAGAUGCAUCACAAAUGAGUUUUCUGUUGAAGAAGGACUGUAGAAAUGUGGUGACUGGUAAAUGUUUAUUUGUGAAUGUUUACAGAAAGCUAUGAAAAAAUAUGAACAAGUGAUUCGUCCUAUGAUAAGGUGGUCAAAAAAAUCAACAAUCUUAAUUGUGAAAAUUAAGAGCCAUUGAUCAAAAUUUGCAUCUUUUUCCAGUUGAUUUUGCUUUGGGUAUGUGUGUGUGUGUGUGUGUGUGUGUGUGUGUGGGGUGGGGGUGGGAGAUCGAUUAUAACACUGUUUUGUUUUCUUUUGAGUUUUUUUUUAAAUUUUUUAUUGACUUCUGUAAUUGAAACUGCUGGAUGUAGAUCUUCUGUAGAUCAACUCAUUCCCACUGUCUAAUUUAUUGAACGUUCAUCCUUGAUGUAUGAUGUCAGACUGAGGUUAUGUAUAUUAGAGAUUUUAUAACCAUCUCAGUCAUGGAUAGUGUUUUGGAUUCCUGUUUUUCCUCAUUACUUUGAUUACCAAAGACUCUUUGCACAGUUGCUGUAGGUGAUAUUGUGUGUGUGUCUGUGUGUCCAAACGUAAGGCAGCGAAGCAGGGAAAACAUGAAUUGUACUGUAGGAUGGUGGUACCUAUGACCAGAUUUUUUCCCCUACACAGUUCUAUAAAGAGAUAUGUAAAACAAGCCACUUAACAAAAUGUAUUCUCAGUCUUUUCCUCCUGUUCAUUAGUUGAUUUGCAUAAAGGGUGUUCCCCCUUAAUUGAGCCAUGCACUCCAUGGGGCAAAUCACCCUAAACCAUACCACCACCUCUUCUUUUGAUGUGCGGACAGAUCUUUCUCAGUAGUCCAUUUCUUUUUUGUUAUUCUUUGGGGCAUUUUCAUACUUUUCCCUGUUAGCCCCAUACAAAU
This is a messenger RNA of Xyrauchen texanus (razorback sucker), 3978 nucleotides long. It is a transcript of the gene chsy1, whose product is annotated as chondroitin sulfate synthase 1. The record is from RefSeq and is a predicted model, not a curated record. The coding region runs from base 388 to 2751 and encodes 787 amino acids. The transcript has 3 exons. Lineage: Eukaryota; Metazoa; Chordata; Actinopteri; Cypriniformes; Catostomidae. Gene Ontology annotation, cellular component: Golgi cisterna membrane. Gene Ontology annotation, molecular function: glucuronosyl-N-acetylgalactosaminyl-proteoglycan 4-beta-N-acetylgalactosaminyltransferase activity.